AGCGUGCCAUUCAUUUGGAUUACUGACAUCUCUCUCUGUACACGGCGUCUGUUGCUCUUUGCUUGCAGCACAGUUCGUACAUAUUUAUAAAACCCUGUUCCUCUUGCAUCUAAAUCAAGACCACCAAGAGUAUACCAACAUGAAUGGCCUCCUCUUCCUGCUGUACUGUGUAGAAAUCCUGGGUGCACUGCUGUGUGGAGUUAAAGGCAGCCCAGAGAUUACCUCUGGAGAGAUAGGAUGGGAUAAUCAUGAUGAUGAAGAAACUCCUCUCCCAACCAAACAGGACUCAACUCAACUUAUUAACGACGACUCCAGCAGCGCGCCUGAAGACAGCAGACUGAUCAAUGUUGAGAAUCUUACAACAGUCUCCCUAUUGUCCAGUAGUCUUAGGACUUCACCUUCACCUGCCCCACAGAAACCCACCACCACUACCACCACCUCCUUCACCACCACCACCUCCACCUCCUCCAUCAGGGCUCCUAACGGCAUGUUUUUCCAAAAGGAAUGUCUCACUGUGUACAUGGUGACUGGCGGACUGAUCAUAGCCUGUAGUAUUUUACUGGCUUCUACCUUGUUGUUGACAUGGAGGGUGUGUCAGUUGAACAGACACCUGAAGAUGCUGAGCACAGACGCCGACCUGAUCAGCACCUCUCAGUACUGGAUGGGGACUGCCAGGAAGACCAAAAGCAAGUCAGAGACACAAGCCAAAGAAACCAGCAUGUUAAUGGCUGACUUCAGUCAGACUCAGGAGGACAUGGCUGACGGUACCACCAAGGAUGAAGAAGCCAAGGUGGAUGAGGAUGGACAGAAGGGAGAAGAAAAGAAAGGAGACACUGCCAGCAGUGAGAAAGCUUCAGCAGGUGAGAAUAAGAAGGAGACACCUGCAGCUGAAAAUUCCUCCUCCUCUGGUCCCCCAGAAGAAACCUCUCCCCAGGCUGCGGCUGCCUCCUCCUCUGAGGCCACACAGAAACCAAAGGAUGAAGUGUAGAGUCAUGUUGAUGGGUGUGCCAAAGAAUUUCCCAAGAGACUGCCUUCACUUCUCUUUAGCGUUUACAUUCACUUCACUGUAAAUGAAGAAUACAGUUUUUUUUUCAGCAGCUUUCACUUUUUAGUCAUUUGUGUUUGUUGCUAAAUGAGCAUUCCUGGUUGGAAACGAUUGGUUGAAACUGUAUUUCCAUCUAAUUUGUGUUUUGUUUUAUGAAUAUUAAAAUAUAUUAUUAUUGUAAUACACUUUUGUGUGAUGUAAAAUACAGCUUUUAUGAUGGAGAAAUAAAACACCCAUUGUAA
Molecule: messenger RNA, 1287 nt
Organism: Seriola dumerili (greater amberjack)
Lineage: Eukaryota; Metazoa; Chordata; Actinopteri; Carangiformes; Carangidae
Exons: 2
Coding region: 140-988 (282 amino acids)
Source: RefSeq, a predicted model, not a curated record